AUGGCAUUAAUCGGUGUCUUUUCGUGUGUUUGUAUUCGAAAAUAUUGGAGAGGCAGACCAUUCUAUUCUCCAAGUCAAUGGGUCAAUAAGACUAAACCAUUUUCACGAGCUCUUCAAGAACAUCCCGACAGAUUUCAAUCCGGUUCAUGGUCUGGUGAAUAUUUUCAAGAUGGUCGGUAUCAUCAAUUGCCAGUAUGUACAAUAAAAUUCGACUAUGAUCGUUCGACACUAACCGGUUACGGAACGGAUGAUGUUGGAGAUUAUACACUACGAGGUGUUUAUUCAACUAGAAAUCUAAAAAUGGGCAUUGUGAAAACGUAUACUCUUGGCACAGGCCCAAAUAGACGUCAGAACUUGGGACACGAUGUUAAUAUUCAGUUGGAGUGGAAUGAAAAUGGGGGAGAUUUUCAAGGCAAAUGGUAUGUGAGAACGUCUGAAUAUCAGGGUGAAAAUAUAUAUAAACUUCGAUGUUCGGAUCCAUUGCCGCCAGUAUAUGACACAUUAAGUUUUGAAUGA
This is a messenger RNA of Didymodactylos carnosus, 516 nucleotides long. The record is from the annotation of a GenBank genome assembly. NCBI's taxonomy places the organism in Eukaryota, Metazoa, Rotifera, Eurotatoria, Philodinida, Philodinidae.